AUGGAUUCCAUGACACAGAAAGUGUUAUCUUCCGGGUUCAGCCUUGACUUCGGACCCUUGAAAGAACCUUUAGCCUUCAUUCGACUACUUGAAUGGGUGUUCUCCAUAUUUGCCUUUGCCACAAUUGGAGGCUACAGCGGCACCACCGGCUUCAACGUUCAGUGCAAGGACCUGAAAACCCAGAACAUAUCGGCUACAUUCAACUAUCCAUUCAGGUUGGCACAGCAUCCUUACCAGGUAUCUGAUUGUGGGCCCAAUGGGACUGUUGCACCGUUCUUCCUGACUGGAGAUCAUGCCUCUUCUGCUGAGUUCUUUGUGUGCGUGGGAGUGUUCUGCUUCCUGUACAGCACUGCUACGCUCAUCCUGUAUUUGGGCUACCAGCACGUGUACAGAGAGUCUGGCCGCGCCCCAGUUUUGGACCUGCUGCUGACCGCACUGCUGGCCUUCCUGUGGCUGACCUCUGCCUCUGCCUGGGCCAAAGGUCUGACUGAUGUGAAGACGGCCACCAGCCCCACGGCCAUCAUAUCUUUAUUGGAUGUUUGCAAAAGUGCCAACUGCACUCCUGGGGUUCUGCCACACAUGGGACGCCUCAACGCCUCAGUUAUUUUUGGCUUCCUGAACAUGAUCUUGUGGGGCGGAAACUGCUGGUUCAUUUAUAAGGAGACCUCAUUCCACAAAGAACCAACUCAGCCUGAUGCGGAGGCAGGACCCGGGCCGUCUUAA
This is a messenger RNA of Knipowitschia caucasica, 723 nucleotides long. NCBI's taxonomy places the organism in Eukaryota, Metazoa, Chordata, Actinopteri, Gobiiformes, Gobiidae. The record is from the annotation of a GenBank genome assembly.